This is a messenger RNA of Sabethes cyaneus, 2152 nucleotides long. RefSeq names its product glucose dehydrogenase [FAD, quinone]-like. The record is from RefSeq and is a predicted model, not a curated record. The transcript has 3 exons. Lineage: Eukaryota; Metazoa; Arthropoda; Insecta; Diptera; Culicidae. Gene Ontology annotation, molecular function: flavin adenine dinucleotide binding; ecdysone oxidase activity. The coding region runs from base 110 to 1987 and encodes 625 amino acids.
AAACCGUCGGAUGUCCGUAGAAUCAAGAUAAUAAAGUUCGUGAAGCGUGUCAGCGUGUUACCAGCUUACCGUAUCGGUUUCGAGUGCCACUUCCGCAUAGUGUAGCACUAUGGAGGCACUACUCAACAGCCAAUGCGCGGCGCAAAGCCUGGGACCUGCCAACCAGCUUUUUGCGAUGCUAAUCCAGACGAUCAUGGCGGCACAGUGCAGCAUUUCUCCGCCGGAUAUGUGGCCGAAGGAUUAUGGACCGACAGCCCUAGCGGAAGGACUGGGUGAAUACGAUUUUAUCAUAGUCGGUGCCGGAUCCGCCGGUUCUGUAGUGGCCAAUCGUCUAUCGGAAAAUCCAGAUUGGAAGGUUUUGCUUCUGGAGGCCGGAGGUGAUCCUCCGAUCGAGUCUGAGAUCCCACUAAUGCUGAUGCAUAUGAUGAAUACUACCCAUAGUUGGAACUAUUACGCAGAAAAAAGUCCUUUGGCGAGUAAAGGGUAUAAAAACGGAAGCUAUUGGCCUCGAGGCAAGCUGCUGGGCGGAUGCAGUGCUACCAAUGCGAUGUUAUACGUGAGAGGAAACAGUCGCGACUACGACCGUUGGGAAGAACAGGGAAACCCAACCUGGGGCUGGAAGGAUGUGCUAUCUUAUUUCAAAAAAUCAGAGAAUAAUGGCGCCUAUCAUAUUCAACAAGAGAAAGGAGCUUUCCACGGUACAGAAGGUCCGCUAAAAGUAAAUUCGUUCAUGUCAAACGACAUGACUAAGCUGCUAAUUACGGAGGCAGCAGCUGAGCUCGGUCAGUUCGAGAUAAUGGAUGUGAAUAGCGAUGAAUUUAUCGGAUACUGUGUUGUCCAAGGUACUGUUCAAGAUGGCAAACGUUGCAGUACUGCGAAAGCUUUCUUAAAUCCCAUAAAAGACCGUCCGAACCUGCAUAUAAUUAAAAAUGCCCACGUUACGAGAGUAAAUUUUAAUAAAGACAAGGCCGAAGGAGUUUCCUUUGAUAUCGGUGAAAGUAAGAAUAUGGUGGCAAAAGUUAAAAAAGAAGUUGUUCUCUCUGCCGGGUCAGUAAAUACGCCACAAAUUUUACAACUCUCUGGCAUUGGACCGAAAGAGGAACUAGAGAAGCACGAAAUUCCUAUCGUGAAAAACGCUCCAUUCGUUGGUGAGAAUCUACAAGAUCAUGUAAUAGUGCCCAUAGUACUGUCUUUCCACAAAUCACGCCCAAUAACAAUAGCCUGGGACGAAUUUGUAGAUAAUGUUUACUCGUACUUUAAAUAUGGCUUAGGACCCCUUGGAUCCAUUGCAGCCACAGACCUUGUAGCAUUUGUAAACACACAAAGUUCGUCCGCUAGAUUCCCUGAUAUUCAGUAUCAUCAUUUUGUUUAUAAAGCAAAACUGCCGGACUUUGCUCAAAUCAUCCAAAAAUUCGGAAUGGAAGAUUAUAUUGUAGCACAAAUAGCGGAAGCUAACCAGAAAGCAGAAAUAUUGAACGUUUACGUCACACUUCUGAAUCCCAAAUCCAAGGGAACGAUAAAACUGCGAAGUUCCAAUCCGUAUGAUGCACCAAUAAUCAAUGCAAACUAUCUAGAAGAUCACCGUGACGUUGCUACCCUAAUUCGAGGUAUCCGAUGGUUCCGAAAAAUGCUGAAAACCCAAAACUUUAUGGAUCAUGAAGUAGAAGAAGUUCACCUUAAAAUUCCCGAGUGUGACAUGUUAGAGUUUGAAUCGGACAGUUACUGGGAGUGCUACGUGCGUUACAUGUCUACGACUAUUUAUCACCCGGUAGGUACAGCAAAGAUGGGUCCCAGCAGCGAACAGGGUGCCGUAGUAGAUUCACGGUUGAAAUUACACGGUCUCGACGGUUUACGAGUGGCCGACGCUAGUAUUAUGCCCGACAUAGUGAGCGGAAACACUAAUGCAGCAACUAUUAUGAUUGGAGAAAAGGCGGCCGAUUUCAUCAAAGAGGAUUAUAGCGAGGAGAAAGUUCAUAACGAGCUUUAGAAUAUCGGUACUUUGAGCGUGCAACAGACGAGGCUACAAGGUACACUAAAAUACUGUACUAAUCAUCAUGAAUUCAAGGCUGAUUGAUAAUGAAAACGAUGUUACCUCAUCUGUAGAAAGCUUCAAGGUAUAGUUUUCCAGCACAAUAAUUAGUUACCAUUUGCU